GAGGGCGCGGGCUCCGAGCCGUCCACCUGUGGCUCCGGCUUCCGAAGCGGCUCCGGGGCGGGGGCGGGGCCUCACUCUGCGAUAUAACUCGGGUCGCGCGGCUCGCGCAGGCCGCCACCGUCGUCCGCAAAGCCUGAGUCCUGUCCUUUCUCUCUCCCCGGACAGCAUGAGCUUCACCACUCGCUCCACCUUCUCCACCAACUACCGGUCCCUGGGCUCUGUCCAGGCGCCCAGCUACGGCGCCCGGCCGGUCAGCAGCGCGGCCAGCGUCUAUGCAGGCGCUGGGGGCUCUGGUUCCCGGAUCUCCGUGUCCCGCUCCACCAGCUUCAGGGGCGGCAUGGGGUCCGGGGGCCUGGCCACGGGGAUAGCCGGGGGUCUGGCAGGAAUGGGAGGCAUCCAGAACGAGAAGGAGACCAUGCAAAGCCUGAACGACCGCCUGGCCUCUUACCUGGACAGAGUGAGGAGCCUGGAGACCGAGAACCGGAGGCUGGAGAGCAAAAUCCGGGAGCACUUGGAGAAGAAGGGACCCCAGGUCAGAGACUGGAGCCAUUACUUAAAGAUCAUCGAGGACCUGAGGGCUCAGAUCUUCGCAAAUACUGUGGACAAUGCCCGCAUCGUUCUGCAGAUUGACAAUGCCCGUCUUGCUGCUGAUGACUUUAGAGUCAAGUAUGAGACAGAGCUGGCCAUGCGCCAGUCUGUGGAGAACGACAUCCAUGGGCUCCGCAAGGUCAUUGAUGACACCAAUAUCACACGACUGCAGCUGGAGACAGAGAUCGAGGCUCUCAAGGAGGAGCUGCUCUUCAUGAAGAAGAACCACGAAGAGGAAGUAAAAGGCCUACAAGCCCAGAUUGCCAGCUCUGGGUUGACCGUGGAGGUAGAUGCCCCCAAAUCUCAGGACCUCGCCAAGAUCAUGGCAGACAUCCGGGCCCAAUAUGACGAGCUGGCUCGGAAGAACCGAGAGGAGCUAGACAAGUACUGGUCUCAGCAGAUUGAGGAGAGCACCACAGUGGUCACCACACAGUCUGCUGAGGUUGGAGCUGCUGAGACGACGCUCACAGAGCUGAGACGUACAGUCCAGUCCUUGGAGAUCGACCUGGACUCCAUGAGAAAUCUGAAGGCCAGCUUGGAGAACAGCCUGAGGGAGGUGGAGGCCCGCUACGCCCUACAGAUGGAGCAGCUCAACGGGAUCCUGCUGCACCUUGAGUCAGAGCUGGCACAGACCCGGGCAGAGGGACAGCGCCAGGCCCAGGAGUAUGAGGCCCUGCUGAACAUCAAGGUCAAGCUGGAGGCUGAGAUCGCCACCUACCGCCGCCUGCUGGAAGAUGGCGAGGACUUUAAUCUUGGUGAUGCCUUGGACAGCAGCAACUCCAUGCAAACCAUCCAAAAGACCACCACCCGCCGGAUAGUGGAUGGCAAAGUGGUGUCUGAGACCAAUGACACCAAAGUUCUGAGGCAUUAAGCCAGCAGAAGCAGGGUACCCUUUGGGGAGCAGGAGGCCAAUAAAAAGUUCAGAGUUCA
This is a messenger RNA of Pan troglodytes (chimpanzee), 1518 nucleotides long. It is a transcript of the gene KRT18, whose product is annotated as keratin 18. The record is from RefSeq and is a predicted model, not a curated record. The coding region runs from base 167 to 1459 and encodes 430 amino acids. The transcript is spliced from 7 exons. Gene Ontology annotation, molecular function: structural molecule activity. Gene Ontology annotation, cellular component: keratin filament; cytoskeleton. NCBI's taxonomy places the organism in Eukaryota, Metazoa, Chordata, Mammalia, Primates, Hominidae. Gene Ontology annotation, biological process: intermediate filament cytoskeleton organization.